AUGGGUAUAAAGCCCUCACCUAAAGGACACUUGCAGCCAGAGAAGACACUUCCAGUUAAUGCUAGUAGAAAUAUGUAUAAGAAUAAGUUGCUGACUUCUCCGGAAGAUAUAAAAGGAUUGCAGGUUGAUGACCAUGACCUUGACUCUACUCUUGAAAACAUGGCAGGCAGUCUUCCAGCUGAGGAACUUAAUGAUCUUACUCUAACUCCACCAGUUGAUGGAAAGGUUGAUAUAAAUGACAUGAAAAAAGUUCCAGGAAACGUGAGGAGAGAACUCAAAGAUAAGAAAUAUGAGGCUUUGGUGAAUAAUCUGCCAAUCGAUGGAGGGAAGGUUAAUGUGAGUAAUUUGGACAGCAUUCUGGGGGAAAUGAGGAUUAAGCUCCCACAAAAGGAAUGGGAAAGACUGACAGAAAACCUGCUACUUAAUGGAGAGAUUAUUGAUGUCAAUAAAGUGGGUGCUCCUUUGCAAAAUAUGGGGAUGAACCUUUCAGAAAAGGAUAUUAAUGAUCUGACAUAUGAUCUACCAGUUGAUGCUACUGGAAAUGUAUUUCAGAAUAGAAUAUUGGAUAAUGUGAAAUCCAUUAAAGGAGGAAAGGUUAAGGUGAAUAACCUGGACACUGUCCUGGAAAACCUGGCGAUCAAGCUCACACAAAAGGAAUUUGAAGGUGUAACAGAAAAUCUGCCACUUACUGCUAAUGGGAAGGUUGAACUCGGCACACUGAUGGAUGCAGUGACCAAUGUUACAGGUCAUAUUGAACUUUUCAUGUACUGUGAUUUCUUUGAAGGAGGAGAAGUUAACGUCAGCGAUAUUGAAAGUAUUCUGGAAAAAACUGGGAUAGAGCUCACAGAUAAGGAGUGCUUAGAACUAAAGAAGUAUCUGCCAGUUGAUGCUGUUGGAAAGGUGUACCAAAAUAGGGUGAUGGAUGGUUUGAAAACUCUUAAAGGAGGGAUUGUUGAUGUCGCCAAACUAGACACUGCUUUGCAAAGCAUGGGAAUGAAACUCACAGGAAUGGAAAGUAAUGAUUUGAUAAAGAACCUACCUGUUGAUGGUGAGUAA
Molecule: messenger RNA, 1056 nt
Organism: Neogale vison (American mink)
Lineage: Eukaryota; Metazoa; Chordata; Mammalia; Carnivora; Mustelidae
Exons: 12
Coding region: 1-1056 (351 amino acids)
Source: RefSeq, a predicted model, not a curated record